Drosophila innubila is the source of this 2722-nucleotide messenger RNA. RefSeq names its product zinc finger protein 2 homolog. Lineage: Eukaryota; Metazoa; Arthropoda; Insecta; Diptera; Drosophilidae. Gene Ontology annotation, molecular function: zinc ion binding. Bases 350 to 2203 code for a protein of 617 amino acids. The transcript is spliced from 6 exons. Gene Ontology annotation, cellular component: nucleus. The record is from RefSeq and is a predicted model, not a curated record.
CUCAUCUCGUAUUGGUUCAGGAUGUGGUUAAAGCAUCUCAACUCGUAUCACUAUUUAUGCCACUGGUGUACAGGCACAAAACUUUAUUGAGUGACCCAGGUUCAUGGCAGCAGCAUCCAAGUGCCAAACAUUUGUGAAAAGUUUCAAAUGGAACAGAUGUUUUCAUCCUACUCCAGCUGUGGCCAACAAUAUUGAAAUUAGCGCAAGCAAAUAGUGCUUACAUACAUAUGUGGGAGUGUGCGCGGGCGUAUGUGUGUGUGUGUGUGCUUAGAGUUAUUUCUGAAGUUGCAUAAUUUAGAUGAACACAAUACGAACUUAAAACUUAUAAAUAUGUAUUACAUAUGUACAUAUGCAACGAUGUACGCUUACAAUUGCAAUUUGGACCUGGAUUGAUGUUGACCGUUGGUUUAGUUUGUUUGUUGCUGCAGCCAUGGAAACGUGUCGCACUUGUGCAAAGUGCGAUUUCGAAAAUGGCAACAACAACUAUUGGCUGGACUUGUUCCAUCCAACCCGUUGGCAGAGUGAAAUGGCCCAAAUUCGCAUGGAGUUUGUUAACUGGAAGUUACAGAUCUCACCUAACGAUGGACUGCCACAGAAAAUAUGUAGCGAUUGCUUUACGAAAUUCUGCUCUAUUUACACGUUUCGAAUGGCUUGCCAGGAUGCACAAUUAAAGUUGUCGAAUAUUUUUGAUAAAAUCGAUGCCAACUUAAUGUAUGACAAAACAGAAGAUGACCAAGUUAAUAAUGAUGAUGAUGAUAAGAGAACAGAAGCGAUAACAGAGACAACAACAACACAAAACACUGCCAUUAUUGAGGCCAAAUCGCCAACGCCCAUAGAAAUCUAUGUAGAGACGAUAAAUAUCAACGAAACACAAACACUGCAAUUAGAUAAGGGAGAAGAAGAUUUUUCUACAGAUUUUAACUCCUUAAACAUCAGCUAUGCUUGUAAAUUUUGCUACAAGCCACAAGAGAGCUAUGAACUGCAGCAUAUGCUUUUAGAGCACAUCAGUAGCGCCCAUGAUCCGGAUCAGCCAUAUAACUGUCCAGAAUGCACGGAAUGCUUCCAAGAUGCCGCAUCUCGUACCGUGCAUAUGAAGAACUUCCAUGUCGUUAAGCAUUACGCCUGCGAGGUUUGCGGCAAAAAGUACGGAGAUCGUCAUAAUUUACGACAUCAUGUUGAGAAAUAUCACUCGGAAACGGAUUUCGAAUGCAGCCUGUGUGAGAAGCGUUUCUUUACCCGCAAAAGUUUACACUACCACAUGAAUUGGCACAAACCGGAGCGUCAGUUGAGAUGUAGACACAGCGGUUGCGACAGAUUGUUUAUCAAUCAACGACAUCUCAAGUGUCAUGAAGCGACUCACACCACGGGAUCCCGAAAGAGUGAAUACUGCGGUUUUUGUGGCAAAGCUUUCAUUCAUGUUAAAACCUUACGAUGGCAUAUCUAUCGACAACAUGGCGGAGAGAAGCCUUUUAAAUGUGCCAUUUGCACUGAGGUUUUUGCAUCGUAUGCUGAGAAACGAAUCCAUAUGCUUGAGUUGCAUACGGAAAAUCUCACACAUCAGGAACGUAGCGAGUGCAUGUUCCAGUCCUGCCGCCAGGAGUUUGAUAGCGAACAGGACCUCAUCCAGCACAUGAGCGCUGAACAUCUACAGCGCGAACCAGCUGCUCCAAUCAUUGCCAACAAUAAGCGCGUCCUCCAACGGAAGAGGGAGCGACAAUAUACAGGACUUUUCCAGUGCGGUAGUUGCCCCCAACGCUUUAAUAUGAAGUCAGCCCUGGAACGUCACAUGGCAGUGCAUUCGACUGAUCGAUUACACGCCUGUACCCAUUGUUCCAAGCGCUAUAAGCGUGCCCAGGACUUGAAGUGGCAUAUGAAGACACAUGCCAAUGAGAAACCCAAUGUUUGUGAUGUUUGUGGCAAAGCAUUUGCCCUCAAAUAUGUGCUAACGCAGCAUAAGCGGAGUCAUGAGGUUCUUGAGAAGAACUUUAAGUGUGAUACUUGUGGGCGUGCCUAUCUAUUUGAGAAGUCGCUUCGUCUACAUCAACGUGUCCACACAGGCAAUACUUACUACAAAUGCGAUUUGUGUCAGGAACGAUUUGUGACUCACAUCAAGUUUAAAACUCACAUGAAGAAGGCACAUGAUACAAACCAGUCUCAUACUAAGGAUGCGCUGGACGAUUUGAUCAACAUUGUGAUUUCCUAAUUGUACCAAUGAAAUACUCCAAGUGGAACAGAAAUGUAGAAUAGUAUCAACACUAUUUAACUAACAGUUGGCUACGCUUUCAAAAAGCCAAGCUCAUAAUAGAAUUUUAUAUAAUUAUAUUAUACUUCCUAUGAACUACAAUAGACCAUACCCUCCAUUUAUCAUUAUCAUGAGACUAACCUUCAUUGCCUGUACAUACAUACAACAUGUAUGUAUUUAAAUAAUUAGAUACAUAUACAGAUCAUACACAGGGUCAAGUCAAGGCUCAUGUCAAGUAAUGCUGAAAGCUUUAUACUCUGUAGGCCGAAAACAUAUUACUCAUAUAUUUUACUUAGAAACGCUUUCCUCUCACAACACUCUACAUUAGAUUAUAGCUCUCAGAUUAAUACCCCUAAUACUUUAGUAUUUCAUUAUCCAUCCAAAUCAUAAUUCAAAUACAUAAAUUUAUACAUGCAUAUUUCUAUUUAUUACUCGUAAAAUGAGUAGUGUACUAUUGGUGACCAUUUAAGUGAUAAGAAA